UUUUUUUUCCAUUCGAGCGCGGUGAAAAGGAGAGAGAUAGUAGAGAGAGAAGAGGCUCAGUUUCCAUUUCGAUCUUCUCCUCCGAAGCUUUGGGGGGGCGACAUGGACGACUACGCGAGGGAGAUGAUGGAUCUCAAAACCCUAAUCACUCGAACCCUCGAGAAGAAGGGCGUUCUCGCGAAGAUUAGGGCUGAACUUAGAGCGAGUGUGUUUGAGGCCAUAGAAGAAGAAGAUCAGGUUCAAGAAAAUGAAGAUAAUGUUCCUCCUGCAUUGCUUGGUAGCUGCAAUGAUCGUGCAAAGCAGCUGCAUGCUUCUCCUUCAGGAAGGCUGUUGACAGCACUAAUUUGUGAGUAUUUGGAGUGGGCCCAGCUAGGACAUACGCUCAAAGUUUAUCUUCCUGAGUGUAACUUGCCGAAGGAUUUCUGGAAAGAUGAGCUAAGGGAUUUUAGUAGCAAAAAUGGAAAUGACAUGAGCAGGAAUGAAGAAAGUGGUCCGAUGCUUCUUGAUGUUCUUGAAGGAUAUUUAAAAUAUGAGAAUCUAUCUCAAACAAUGUUAGCUGGAAGGAGAAUACCUAAUCCGGAGUCUGAGUCAGUAUCGAAUAUGGAAUCUAGGAAUGCUAGGCGGCCAUCAUCUUCAUCUGGUGUUGGGGGGUUGCCUCCUUUAGGAAGGACGGUCCCAGUUUCACAGCCAUCUGAUCGAAGAUUUGGCCCUUCCAUUCCUAAUAUCCGGAUCAAUGAGUACAACAGGAGAUAUGAUGCUGAUGAGAUUACUGAAGAUGUGAUUCGAGCCUCGAAUGCUUUAGAAAACAUUCACUUGGACAGAAAAGGACGGAACUUAACCUCAUCUCGGAGAGUUGAAACUUCAUCCAUGCUGUGUUAUCGUAUCCAUGCUGGUGGUAACCUGCCUCUGCCUUCCUAGGAAAAACCCUAAAACCAUUAUGAGUUUGUGAUAAUAUACCAAAGGAAAACCCUAGGCUCACCAAAUUUGGAGCACCUAGAAUGACAUCACUCUUUACCAAAAAUGUACUUCAUGGAUGGAUUGUGGAAUGCUCGAACUCUUUCUUUUUAAAGUAUGAGGUGGUGGCUUGUGUAGGCAAGCUGGUGAUGGUUUACUUCUUGCUGUUUUAUCCUCAUUUUAUGUGUAGCAUAUUAGAAAAUAUAUUGAUCAAUAUUUGAGCGACAUUAUGUUGUGUUGUUGGUUGAUCUUGGUGCUCUCCUUCAUUAGUAUGUUUGGAGACAUAGUGGUAUGUUGUUAUCGUAUAUCUGCACCUCCAAGCUGAUUUGUGCUUCUAUUAGAUGUGAAAUUUGUAAUUUAAGCACUUAGAUGGGUUAUAUGAAAAUUGAUAAGAGCUCGUUAUGUC
Messenger RNA from Ananas comosus (pineapple), 1360 nucleotides. RefSeq names its product protein TONNEAU 1a-like. The record is from RefSeq and is a predicted model, not a curated record. NCBI's taxonomy places the organism in Eukaryota, Viridiplantae, Streptophyta, Magnoliopsida, Poales, Bromeliaceae. The transcript has 8 exons. Gene Ontology annotation, molecular function: protein binding. Bases 103 to 918 code for a protein of 271 amino acids.